Tripterygium wilfordii is the source of this 793-nucleotide messenger RNA. RefSeq names its product protein translation factor SUI1 homolog. The coding region runs from base 233 to 574 and encodes 113 amino acids. Gene Ontology annotation, biological process: translational initiation. Gene Ontology annotation, molecular function: RNA binding; translation initiation factor activity. The transcript has 5 exons. Lineage: Eukaryota; Viridiplantae; Streptophyta; Magnoliopsida; Celastrales; Celastraceae. The record is from RefSeq and is a predicted model, not a curated record.
GUCAAGCAAAGCCUAAAACAAGAACCCAACCUACAUAGACGUACGGUACUGAACAAACGCGUGUUAUAUGUAAAGAGAAGAAGUCUGUCUAUAACUCUGUAUAUCAGCAUCGUAACCCGACCCUCCUUCUUGCUUCUCGUUAUCUUUUUCGUAUCAGUACUAAUCAGUUGAAUAAAGGACAGAGAAUUUGAUAGCUGGUUACUUUAUAUUCUACAAUCUACAGUCAAGUUUCAUGUCUGAACUCGACGGGCAGAUUCCAACUGCUUUUGAUCCUUUUGCUGAGGCAAAUGCUGAGGACUCAGGUGCUGGGUCAAAAGAUUAUGUCCAUGUGCGUGUGCAGCAACGUAAUGGGAGGAAAAGCCUGACUACUGUCCAAGGUUUAAAGAAGGAAUACAGCUACAACAAGAUUCUUAAGGAUCUUAAGAAAGAGUUCUGUUGCAAUGGCACUGUUGUCCAGGAUCCAGAGCUAGGCCAGGUCAUACAGCUUCAGGGUGAUCAAAGGAAGAAUGUUUCCACCUUCCUGGUGCAGGCUGGUAUUGUGAAGAAGGAAGAUAUCAAGAUUCAUGGUUUCUAAAUAGCAGGAGACCAUUUGCUAUUAUAGUACUCUACGAAAUAGCAUAUAUAAGUAGAGCUUUGCUUUACCAUACAGUGGCCUAUUGCCUUACUGUCUAAUGUUGCUGUUGCAUGUACUUCAAAACAGUUGUAUGCAUUUCUACCGGUUGCUCGCAUAUGUUGAAGGAUUAUGGGUUAUUCCUACACCAUUGUCCCGGAUAAUACAUUGUUGCUUUCUCUA